Messenger RNA from Lactuca sativa (garden lettuce), 2495 nucleotides. RefSeq names its product dammarenediol II synthase. NCBI's taxonomy places the organism in Eukaryota, Viridiplantae, Streptophyta, Magnoliopsida, Asterales, Asteraceae. The record is from RefSeq and is a predicted model, not a curated record. Gene Ontology annotation, cellular component: lipid droplet. Gene Ontology annotation, biological process: triterpenoid biosynthetic process. Gene Ontology annotation, molecular function: beta-amyrin synthase activity.
AUGUGGAAGUUAAAGAUAGCAGAAGGUAACGAUCCUUACUUAUUUAGCACUAACAACUUUGUUGGACGCCAAAUUUGGGAGUUUGAUCCCGAUGCUGGAACUCCUGAAGAGCACCAAGAAGUCGAAAACGCUCGUCAACUUUUCCUUAACCGUCAAAAGGAAGGUUUUCAAGCAUCAGGCGAUUUACUCAUGCGGAUACAGUUAAUCAAGGAGAAUGAAAUUGAUAUAUUAAGCAUACCACCAGCAAGGUUAGGGGAAAAUGAGGAAGCGAAUCAAGAAGCGGUAACAACCACGAUAAGAAAAGCAGUCAGAUUUAAUCGUGCCAUCCAAACAAAAGAUGGUCAUUGGGCUACUGAACAUGGUGGCCCUUUAUUUUUCACUCCUCCACUUAUUAUUAUCUUAUACAUUAGUGGAGCCAUCGAUACACAUUUAACAAAGGAGCACAAGAAAGAGAUGAAACGCUUUAUCUACAAUCAUCAAAAUGAAGAUGGAGGAUGGGGAUUUCACAUUGAAGGACAUAGCACUAUGUUUGUGUCCGUGUUAAGCUACAUAUCCCUACGACUUCUAGGGGAAGAAAAAGAUGACAAAAAUGUUGCACUUACUCGAGCAAGAAAAUGGAUACUUGACCAUGGUGGUGCAACCUAUGUACCAUCUUGGGGAAAACUUUAUCUUUCGGUGCUUGGUGUAUAUGAAUGGGAAGGAUGCAACCCAAUACCACCAGAAUUUUGGAUUUUCCCCGAGUUUCUACCCUUUCAUCCAGGAAAAAUGUGGUGUUAUUGUCGAACGGCCUAUAUGCCCAUGUCAUACUUGUACGGAAGAAAAUUCCAUGGCCCAAUCACUGAUCUUGUUCUUCAACUGAGGCAAGAGAUUUAUCUUACCCCAUACGAUGAGAUAAAUUGGAAUAAACAACGCCAUAAAUGUUGUAAGGAAGAUCUCUAUUACCCUCACACAAUAGUCCAAGAUUUGAUAUGGGAUGGUCUUUAUUACUUAAGUGAGCCACUCUUCAAGUACUGGCCUUUUACAAAACUAAGAGAAAAAGCUCUCAAAAGAACAAUUGAGUUAACUCGUUAUAACGCUGAAGAAAGCAGGUACAUUACCAUGGCAAGUAUUGAAAAGGGUUUUCAAAUGAUGUGUUGGUGGGCGGAGAACCCAAACGGGAAUGAAUUCAAGCACCACCUUGCUAGAUUACCGGAUUACUUGUGGCUAGCAGAAGAUGGAAUGAAGUCGCAAACAUUUGGUAGUCAAUUAUGGUGUAGUGCAUUUGCAACUCAAGCAAUAAUCGCAAGUAAUAUGCCUGAAGAAUAUGGGGAUUCUCUUAAAAAGGCCCAUUUCUUUAUCAAAGAAUCUCAGGUUAAGCAAAACCCAAAAGGAGAUUUCACUAAAAUGUGUCGACAGUUUAGUAAAGGAUCAUGGACAUUCACAGAUCAAGAUCAUGGAUGGCCUGUCUCGGAUUGCACAGGAGAAGCAUUGAAAUGCCUACUUUUAUUAUCCCAAAUGCCCGAAGAAAUUUCUGGAGAAAAUGUAGAUAACCAGCGACUGUAUGAUGCUGUUAACUUCCUUCUUUAUGUACAAAGCCCUACAACAGGAGGUUUUGCUGUUUGGGAAAAACCAAUCCCACAUCCAUAUUUACAGACGUUGAAUCCUUCAGAAAUGUUCGCCGACAUUGUUGUUGAAAGAGAGCAUGUUGAGUGCACAACUUCAGUGAUGCAAGCUCUCAUAGAGUUCAAACACUUCCACCCCGGGCAUCGGGAAAAAGAAAUAGAAAAGGCUGUGGCAAAUGCAGUGCGUUAUCUAGAGGAUAUACAAUGGGAAGAUGGUUCAUGGUAUGGUUAUUGGGGGAUAUGUUUCAUAUAUGGCACAUUCUUUUCGUUAGGAGGCUUAGAAUCAGCUGGAAAAACAUAUAAUGAUUGUGAAGCAGUUCGCAAAGGAGCCAAGUUUUUACUUUCGAUACAAAAUGAAGAAGGUGGUUGGGGAGAAAGCUACAAAUCUUGCCCUAGUGAAGUCUACACACCACUAGAUGGAAAUAGAACUAAUAUAGUUCAAACAGCAUGGGCUAUGCUAGGUCUCAUGUCAUCUGGACAGGCUGAAAGAGAUCCAACACCAUUACACAAAGCAGCAAAGAUCUUGAUCAAUGCACAGAUGGAUGAUGGAGAUUUUCCACAACAGGAGAUGACUGGAACUGCAAUGAGGAACUGCAUUCUACAUUAUCCGUUAUAUAGGAAUAUAUUCCCGUUAUUGGCACUUUCGAAAUAUCGCAAUAUAUUUUGGGCUACAUAAAGCUAUAAUAAAUUGGAGCUCCUUAUUCCAACAAUAAGACUAGAAAAUGCAUAUGCAUAUUACAAGCGGAUUAGUGUCAUGUAGCUUAAGUUGUGGGGUAUUUUAUAUGCUAUAAAAAUAAGUUGUCCUAUAGCCUGGGGUCUGAUAUAUAUGCUGUGAAAAAUAAGUUGAACAUGUACUCCAAAACUUUUGAAGUAAUGGUUGCAUCAUUUUUCGUA